Drosophila grimshawi is the source of this 3053-nucleotide messenger RNA. RefSeq names its product protein SMG8. The record is from RefSeq and is a predicted model, not a curated record. Bases 27 to 2927 code for a protein of 966 amino acids. Gene Ontology annotation, biological process: nuclear-transcribed mRNA catabolic process, nonsense-mediated decay. The transcript has 4 exons. NCBI's taxonomy places the organism in Eukaryota, Metazoa, Arthropoda, Insecta, Diptera, Drosophilidae.
UUUGUUUUGUAUGUUUUAAUCGCCGCAUGCGAGCAAUGAGCUUUAGAAAAUAUUACUCCUGGAAAUAUCCGGACGUACCCGAGGAUGUAGCGCCACUGCUGUUGGAGCUGAAGAAUUCGCUGGUUGUUGUUGGCGUUGUGGGUCGCUCGAAAUGUUCGCUGGCCAACAAGAUGAGCGUCUUUGGCAUGCAGCCCGAGGAAACGCAUGAGCCGGCGAAUGGGCAAAUUAUGUGCUACUACAAGCCGGGUACAAGUACACUGCUGUUGCACUUUGAGAGUACCCACGAUGAGGUGGUGCUGGGCCAGAAGCUGCUGGAGCAAACGUCGAUUGACUUCGACCACUUCUAUGGGAAUAUGCGUAGUCAGUUUGUGCGCAUGAUGCUGCUGGCGUUGCACACCUGUCACAUUGUUGUCUAUGUGGAGACGGGCCAGACAUUUGAUCCAGCACUGGUGACCAUUUGCCAGCUGUUGAAGUAUGUCCGCGAGCAGCAUCUGCUAGAAUUUCUGCCUCAAUUGUUGCGCGAAACAUCCGCCGGAAAUUUACUUGGGGAUCGAGCGCGUCUCUGCACGCCGCGUAUUCUGUUUAUUUUUGAGAACUAUCCAGCGGAUGUGGAGAAGACACGCGAAUUCAUCUCUACCCAUGAGUUCCAAACGGAGGACAAGAUUUACGAACUAUUCCGCCAAUAUAAUAUAGUCAUGCAGAGUGCCAGUAAUUCGCUGCUGGCGCUGCCCAACAAUAAACAAUUUGUUUUCUACAAUGCAAACGAGAUUCUACGUCCCGAUCGACUACUGCUUGCCAUUGAUGCGCUAAACGCGACCAUGUACAAGCAAGAUGUCAAGGAGGAGGAGGAGGAUUUGGAAAUCAUUGCACUGGCGCCAUUCGAGGGCUUUGUCAAGCCCUUUGGCGAUGCGUACACUGUGCGUAAAUCCGAUGAACAGCUCUAUAGGGAGAGUCAUACCGUUUGGCAUUUUCUGCAGCGGCAUGUGCAGGACGCACUGGAAGGCUGCUUCGACGAGGGCUCCUUUAAGCAGCUGUCGCAGUCACCACCGUUUCAACUGUUGAACUUUAAGACCUGGCACAUGUGCAUGGUCAGCAUACACAAAUUGCUCGUGGGCAAUGUUGAGGAUGUCAACUAUGUUUCAACGAAUGCACAUUAUCAAGCCUAUCUGCGAGACUUUACAGAGAGUCUUAACUAUGAGAAAAGAUUCUGGUACCAUCUGAGUGAACUGGGCUUGAAGAAGGGCAUCUCGGCGUAUAAGCAUUCAGCUGCAGUCACUUACGGGAGCGCAGCCCACAAGCAAAUGCUAGCGAAUGCCACACUAGUCUUCGAAGAGGAGGGACGUGGUCCAUAUGCGGAACUGGCGCUGGCCAAGCUCAACGAUGUGUGCCUCAGGUAUUGGCACGAUGGCCGGCAGCAGUGCGAGUUUCCCAGCCUGCGUGGGAAUCCCUGCAUCCUGCCGAGGGAUGUGUCACAUGAUAAGCAUAGCAGCGGCGUCGUGCACAUCUCCAGCUGCAAUUGUGGUCGCACACUGGGGAGGCGUGAGGAUCCAUACACGCUGCGACAGGCCAAUUAUGAUUACUACGAACACAUGGCAGUCAUGUGCAAUCUGUGCGUGAAAGUCAAAAGAUUUCAGUUUCCCGUUUUUACGCCAUCCAUCAGCGAUUAUCGCGCGGCGGCCUUUGAGGCAGCAUUUCCACUGCUGCUGCAGGCGCACAAGAAUCGUGCUGAGCCUCAAGUGGAGGAGGACAGCGAUCAGGAAGCGAAUGCAGCUGAGGAACCCUAUUCCCAGCCAGCGACCGAAGCGGAACCGGAACCCGAGAAGGAACCGCAAGCAUCGGCCAAUGAGUGGUCACAACCCAUGUCGGCCACCUAUGGCUCCGAUUUGAACAUGUCCAUUGCGGGUUUUGGUGUCUCCCUCAAAGAGGGCGGUGCGGAGGCGGAGGUCGAAGAAGCGGAGGUCUGUGACAAGGGUAGUCAGGACAACAGCACCAGCAGCGACACCUCCACUGAGAGUGAAAUCGAACUCCAGCCAAAGGAGCGCAGCGCUCAGAAAGCAAACCAAAUUGUGGCUCGAGAGAGUUUGUCCAAGGGAAUAAGGAGUGUGACACAUCAACCGGAGCUGAUAUCCACAACGGAAUAUCUGCCGGGACUGGUGCACAUGUGCAGCGGCUUGGAAUUGUUGCCGCUCUUCCCCAGCUGGUCGCUCGCGUGCGUCGGUCCCAGUUCCAUUUACAGUCACAACACCGGUUUGCAGGAGCACUUUCAGAGCGGCUUUCUAUCCGGCGCCAACUAUCUACUGCCCUGGGAUGUGCAAGUGCGUCUCGUCCAGCCGCACUACAAGCACCAGCAGCAACAGCUUAUGGGCAAGAAGAAUCAACGCUAUCGCAAGCAGGGCGAUCGGCUGGCCCUCAAGAUCUUCAUUGGGUUCGAAUACGAGUGCUCGCGUGGUCAUCGUUUCAUGAUGCGCAGCCCGGAGCGAGUACUCCGUGGCGGUGCGGAUAUUGAGCGCGACACCAGCACCAAGGUGAUCAACAACAACAUGCCCCUCUAUUUUCCAUGUCCUUGUCGGGCACAGAACACGUUUCUGGCGCAACUGAUGCGCAUUCAUGUCGUUACGCCCAAGGCGCCAGUUAACAUCAUUCUCGAUCCCAAGGUGCUUGUGGGCAAAUACACUUUCACCUUGGGCUGCUCCAUUUUGCCGAUGCUGUCGCAGAGCGCCUACUGGAUCCUGCGCCUCCCCUAUGUCUAUCAGGGCGACAAUGAGAUCAUUGCCCCACCCGAGAAGAUCGAACCCACUAAUAGGUUGGCCGGCGGCUGUAUCCUUGCUGGCUUGUUUGGCAUUGCCGAGACGGAGUCCAUGGAGCUCAAGGAGCCGCGCAUCACCUCGAUGACUUUUACACGACUACAGAGUCAUGCAUACAAAUAAUAAUAAAAAAAUCAAUAAGAUUGAUUUCUUUUUGUGUUGAAAAUUCCAGAGGACGUCUUGCGGAAUUCUAUGUGAAUAAUAAAACUACAUUUAUCAAGAUUUACUUCCCUAUAAAGUAGGGUUCCG